AUGCUGACGCCCGAGGAGCAGCAGCUAUCAGCGCUAGGACCACCCUGCAAGAGAAUUCAGCAGUGCCAGCGUGCCCUGUGGCAGAUCGACAAGGUAUGUGAGGCCACCCGCCUCUGUUGCAGCGCUGGGAUCGUCGCGUUCGGGAACAGCCAGCAGCAGCAGCAGGACUGGGCUCCCAGCGCCAGGGAGUGCCACCUCAGACGGCAGAGACACGAUGGCAGCGGCGGCGGCCCGUGGCGCUGCUCCGCGAGGUGCGGCUGCUGCUGGUGCCCGGCGUCGACGGCUGCUGCUCGAGGACCAGCGAUGGCGAGGGAGGCGGGCAGCUGCUGUGGACCCCCGUCGCCGGCGCAGGAGCUCGAGAGGAGGGGCGGCGCCAGGGGCGGCGCUGGGGGCGGCGCCAGGGGUGGCGCCAGGGGCUGCGCCAGGG
Molecule: messenger RNA, 427 nt
Organism: Prorocentrum cordatum
Lineage: Eukaryota; Dinophyceae; Prorocentrales; Prorocentraceae
Source: the annotation of a GenBank genome assembly